AUGAGUUCAGAAGCAUCGAGUUCGAAUCAGGAAUGUCUAUUUCUCCAAUUUAUAAAAACUUUAAGUUCAGAAGAUAGAAGCGAAUUGAUAGCGAAACCUUCAUGCGCUUAUUUUAUGUUUCGAAUGCUUCCUCCAAUCGCACAACAAGUUAUUGUUCAAUUAAUUUGGAAUGGGAAUGUCGCAGCCAGUAAAGAUAUGAUAGAAAAAAUAGACAUGUCCGCAUCAACAUCACUUUUAAAAGAUCUCAAUAUUGUCGACGAGAAUGGAGAAAUUGAUGUAUCAUUCCGGCGCGCUUAUGUAUUUUCUAUGUUGACUGGUUCGACGCGCGUCGCUAACUUGAGGACACAGAUGAUCGAAGAGAAGAAGAAGCAGAAGGAUGUGAGCAAGAAAGCAUUGGAACGAUGGGAUUGUAUAUUGAGGUAUUUGGCGUUGCCUUCGGAACAAAAUAUCAAUUCGGUAUCGGUAACAACUCGAGCAUUGUUCCAAUCUGCUGGAUUCACGUCAGGCGAUGGUCAAAGAGAUAUUGAGAUUACUACAACUGGUUUCCAAUUUCUUCUUCUAAGUCCUGUUCAGCAAAUGUGGACAUAUGUUAUAGAAUACCUGAAACUGGAAAUGAAAUCUUACAACAGCAUCGUCGAGCUCAUUGAAUUACUCAUUCAAGUGAUUCUAUGUGCACACAAAGGCUUCGAACCAGGCCACGAGGCGUUUGUGCUCGACAACAACUGGAGCGAACGACAAAGUGAGCUAAUUAAUCAUCUCAGAGAGCUUGGGGUGAUUUUCAUCAGAAAACGCAAGGAUGGAAUAUUCUUUUUGACGCCACUCAUUCAGCAUUUGGCCACAAAUGAAACAUCAAUGAAUAAUCCAACGGAUAAAUCUUCGAGUGGAAGUAUCAUUGUAGAAACGAAUUUCCGAUUAUACGCAUACACAUCGUCUCCACUUCAAUUGGCUAUUUUGUCGACAUUUACCGAAAUGACGUAUCGAUUCAAUGAUAUGUCUGUUGGAAUGUUGACUAGAGAAUCGGUUCGAAGAGCUCUUCAGGUGGGAAUUACGGCAGCCCAAAUUAUUUCCUUUCUUCGUACCAACGCUCAUCCACAAUGUCUUGCCAAUGGUGGUCCUUUGAAUUGCCUACCGAUUACUGUGGCUGAUCAAAUAAGGCUAUGGGAAGAUGAACGAAAACGAAUGGUACUCAACGAUGCAUACAUGUACUCAACGUUCGAGAGCGAGCAAGAAUUUUUUGGCGUUCGAGAUUUUGCUGCCGCCGAGGGAAUUCUUUUAUGGGCCGAUACUCAACAGAAACUGGUGAUUGUGACCGAAAGUGGGCAUGAGAAAGUAAAACAGUGGUACAAGGCGAAUCGACGGGGCAGCGAUAAGUGA
Caenorhabditis bovis is the source of this 1374-nucleotide messenger RNA. NCBI's taxonomy places the organism in Eukaryota, Metazoa, Nematoda, Chromadorea, Rhabditida, Rhabditidae. The record is from the annotation of a GenBank genome assembly.